Messenger RNA from Chenopodium quinoa (quinoa), 1517 nucleotides. Its product is annotated as arogenate dehydratase/prephenate dehydratase 2, chloroplastic-like. Gene Ontology annotation, cellular component: cytoplasm; chloroplast. Bases 1 to 1146 code for a protein of 381 amino acids. Gene Ontology annotation, biological process: L-phenylalanine biosynthetic process. Gene Ontology annotation, molecular function: prephenate dehydratase activity; arogenate dehydratase activity. NCBI's taxonomy places the organism in Eukaryota, Viridiplantae, Streptophyta, Magnoliopsida, Caryophyllales, Amaranthaceae. The transcript has 12 exons. The record is from RefSeq and is a predicted model, not a curated record.
AUGUUAGACGCCGUGUGUUCCAGUUCAUCGCAAUUCCGCCUUCAAAUUACGCCACCCAACCAUCGCCACCACAACCACCGCUGCUCCCUCAAUUUUCCGAGACGCCGUAAUCUCAUUGCUUCAUCUCUUCCUCCUCCUUCUUCUAAUUACAUUUCUCAGGCUAUUUUGUCCCAGAAGUUUCCUGAUGGUUCUCCCUCCUCUGCCAACGACGCUGCUAACCCCUUCCUAUUAUUUUUACAUAUUUAUGUUGGUAUUGCAGAGCCAUUGACGUCCAGUGUUGCUUCAAAAUCUGAUGGGUCCCGUCUUCGUGUUGCCUACCAGGGGGUUAAUGGUGCAUAUAGUGAGCUGGCUGCGGAGACUGCUUAUCCAAAUUGUGAAGCAGUUCCUUGUGAUCAAUUUGACACAGCUUUUGAAGCUCUUGAGCGCUGGCUUGUUGAUCGAGCAGUUUUACCUAUUGAGAAUUCUCUUGGGGGUAGCAUCCACAGAAAUUAUGAUCUUUUGUUGAGGCACAGGUUGCAUAUAGUGGGAGAGGUGAAGCUUCCAAUUCGGCAUUGCUUGUUGGCGAACCCUGGUGUCAAGAUUGACGAAUUGAAAAGGGUGUUAAGCCAUCCCCAGGCUCUUGCUCAGUGUGAGCACACAUUAGCUAAGUUUGGAGUGACCAGAGAAGCUGUGGAUGAUACUGCUGGUGCAGCAAAGUUUGUUGCAUUCAACAAACUUAAAGAUGCAGGUGCAGUUGCAAGUGCUGCUGCUGCAAGGAUCUACGGCUUAAAUGUACUUGCUGAAGAUAUACAGGAUGAUUCUGAUAAUGUCACUAGAUUUCUAAUGUUAGCAAGGGAACCCAUAAUUCCAGGAAGUGAUAGGCCCUUUAAGACAAGCAUUGUUUUCUCGCACACAGAGGGUCCUGGUGCACUUUUUAAGGCUCUAGCUGUUUUUGCUCUGAGGCACAUUAAUCUGACAAAGAUUGAGAGUCGGCCACUGCGAAAUAGCAACAAUGGUUCUUCGAAGUGUUUUGACUAUCUUUUUUACUUGGAUUUUGAAGCAUCUAUGGCUGAUCCCAAUGCGCAAAAUGCCCUUAGGCAUCUUGGGGAAUUUGCUACUCUUUUGCGAGUUCUAGGAAGUUAUCCAGCAGACACGAGUAGGAGGUGAUUAUUGAGUUCUGGUCUUUUCAAGCUUUCUCAAUGCCAUGACAAUGAUUGCCAUUGUUGCAAUUUUGACUUCCCUGCAAAGGGACAUGAUCCUCUUCAUAUCUUAAAAGAAAUGGAGAAUCCAUUUCUCUAAAUGACGGUCGGAUGAGGAAAUAGGGCUUUUUUUAAAUAAUCUUAAGAUCGGAAGUUGAGGAAGGUGGGGGUAUAUAAUAUGCUGCGUGCUGGAGUUCAUUAAAUACACGCCUUUAGUCUGGACGUUAAACAAUACAGUAUGAAUAUGCAAUUUAUUUCACAUUUUGUGGUGGCUUCACUGGUUUUGAGAUUUCUAGUGUCCAUGAUUUCCAAUUGGUUAUAUACAUGUUUUUUAACUUA